GUCGAACGUCACCUGUCAUCUGUUCAACGCUACAGCGCAGCCGGCGUGAGUCCCUGAUGAUGCUGAGCUCAUACUAUGACUCCAUGUGACAUCACCCGGCAGAUUAUCGUAAUAUCUAGACACUAAUAUUAAUAAUGUUCCGUCAGGCCAAAGCGGUGGCGCGGAAGCUGCGAUGUCUCAGCAGCUUCGGACCGCAGACCGCCUGGAGACUCCAGAGCACGUCGGCCCGGGAGAGGGCUCUGCUCUACCGGCCAGGGCAGAGUAUCGAGGGCUUCACGGUGAAAGAGGUGGUGGCGGUGCCUGACCUGUUUCUGACCGCCGUCAAACUGACCCACGACCGGACCGGAGCCCAGUACCUCCACGCCGCCAGAGAUGACUCCAACAACCUCUUCAGUGUCAUGUUGCGGACCACCCCCCGGGACAGCACGGGGGUCCCCCACAUCCUGGAGCACACGGUGCUGUGUGGCUCCGAGAGGUUCCCCUGCAGAGACCCCUUCUUCAAGAUGCUCAACCGCUCCCUCUCCACCUUCAUGAACGCCUUCACCGCCAGUGACUACACCAUGUACCCGUUCUCCACCCAGAACUCCAAGGACUUCCAGAACCUUCUGUCUGUCUACCUGGACGCCGUGUUCUUCCCCUGCCUCCGCGAGCAGGACUUCAGACAGGAGGGGUGGAGGCUGGAGAACGAGGACCCCCAGGACCUCAACUCUCCGCUGGUCUUUAAGGGCGUGGUCUUCAACGAGAUGAAGGGAGCCUUCUCGGACAGCGAGCGUGUGUACGGCCAGCAGCUGCAGAACAAGCUGUUCCCCGACCACACCUACUCCGUGGUGUCGGGGGGAGAGCCGCUGGACAUCCCCGACCUCACCUGGGAGGAGCUCCGGCGCUUCCACGCCACGCACUACCACCCUAGCAACGCCAGGUUCUUCACCUACGGAGACCUGCCCCUGGAGCAGCACCUGCAGCAGAUCCAGCAGGAGGCGCUGUCCCGCUUCGACCGCACAGAACCCGACACACACGUCCCCCCGCAGCCCGCCUGGACCAGCCCGAAAGAGGACCAUGUGACCUGUGGUCCAGACCCCCUGGCCCCGGACCCCAGCAAGCAAAGCACCGUGUGUGUGAGCUACCUGCUUGGGGACAUCACAGACACCUUUGAGGCCUUCACCCUCAGCCUGCUGUCUUCUCUGCUGAUGUCCGGGCCCAACUCCCCCUUCUACCGCGCGCUGCUGGAGCCCAAGAUCGGGAGCGACUUCUCCUCCGUCGUAGGGUACGACGGCAGCACGCGGCAGGCCUCGUUCAGCGUGGGGCUCCAGGGGACGGCGGAGGAGGACGUGGAGAAGGUCAAACACAUCAUCAGCCAAACCCUCAGGGAGGUCAUCGCGACGGGCUUUGAGGAGGAGCGUGUGGAGGCUCUGCUCCAUAAGAUCGAGAUCCAGAUGAAGCAUCAGUCCACCAGCUUCGGCCUCUCCCUGGCCUCGUACAUCGCGUCGUGCUGGAACCACGACGGAGACCCCGUGGAGCUGCUGAACAUCGGGGAGCUGGUCUCCAGGUUCAGACGCUGCCUCAAGGAGGACCCCCGCUACCUCCAGGAUAAGGUCCAGCACUACCUCCAGGACAACCCCCACAGACUGACCCUGUCCAUGAGCCCGGACCAGGCCUACCUGGAGAAGCAGGUCCUGGCCGAGCAGGAGAAGCUCCAGAGGAAGACCGAGGCGCUGACGGAGGGAGACCGCCAGGAGAUCUACCUCAAGGGUCUGGAGCUGCUGGAGGCUCAGAGUCAGGCCCAGGACGCGUCCUGCCUGCCCGCCCUCCAGGUGUCUGACAUCCAGCGCACCACCCCUACCACGCCCGUGGAGAUGGGCACCGCAGGGGGCGUGGCCGUGCAGUACUGCGAGCAGCCGACCAAUGGGAUGCUGUACUUCCGGUCCAUGUGCAGUCUGAACACGUUGCCAGAGGAGCUGAAGGUCUACGUUCCUCUGUUCUGCAGCGUCCUCACCCAGCUGGGCUGCGGCUCUCUGGACUACCGGCAGCAGGCCCAGCAGAUGGAGCUCAAGACGGGGGGGAUGUCCGUUUCCCCACUGGUGAUCCAGGACUCCGCCCACCUCGACAUGUACGAACAGGGCGUCCUGCUCUUCUCCUCCUGUCUGGAGCGCAACGUUCCUGACAUGUUCGGCCUGUGGAGCGACAUCUUCAACAGCCCUCACUUCGACGACGAGGAACGCCUGCGCGUGCUCGUGAUGAUGUCAGCGCAGGAGCUGGCCAAUGGGAUCUCCUACUCGGGUCACAUGUACGCCAUGACGCAGACGGGGCGGAGCCUGACCCCGGCCGGGGGGCUGCAGGAGACGUUUGGGGGGAUGGAGCAGGUGAAGUUCAUGAAGAGGAUAGCGGAGAUGUCGGACCUCGGCCCGGUCCUACGCGCCCUUCCUCGGAUCAAGAAGCACAUCCUGAACCCUGACAACAUGAGGUGUGCGGUGAACGCGACGCCUCAGAAGAUGUCCGCCGCGGCGGGACAGCUGGAGUCCUUCAUGAAGGACGUCGCCGGAAACAGACGCUCACACAAGACCACCACCCCCCACAUCGUAGAGCGGCUGGUUGAAGACUCUGACGCCAGCAGGAAGCUGGUCUCGGAAGUGGGGUUCCAGCCGUGCCAGAUGAAGACCUUUUUCCCGAUGGCGUUCCCCGUCAACUUCGUCAGCGAGAGCAUCCGCACCGUGCCGUUCACACACGCCGACUACGCCAGUCUGUACAUCCUGGCCAGGAUGAUGUCGGCCAAGUACCUCCACGGGGAGAUCAGAGAGAAGGGCGGGGCCUACGGCGGCGGAGCCCGGAUGGGAGGCGGCCUCUUCUCCUUCUACUCAUACAGGGACCCUAACUCGGUGCAGACGCUGUCGGCGUUCCGCAGGGGGGUCGACUGGGCGCGCUCCGGUUCCUUCUCCCAGCAGGACAUUGACGAGGCCAAGCUGUCCGUGUUCUCCGCUGUUGACUCCCCCGUGGCGCCCUCCGACAAAGGUAUGGGUCGCUUCCUGAACGGGAUGACGGACGAAGUGCGGCAGGCCCACCGCGAGAGGCUGUUCGCCGUGUCGCAGAAGGAGCUGGUGGACGUAGCGUCCAGGUACCUCGGCGUCGGCCAGCAGACCAGCGCGGCCGCCAUCUUGGGCCCAGAGAAUGAGAGCAUAAAGAAGGACCCAUCUUGGAUCAUCAAAUAACUGCUCCAUUUCAGAGACUAUUUAUGUACUUCUAAAUUCUGUCACCUUUCAGAUCGUUUCAUAAUCCGUUAAAAUGUCCGCCGUUUACAUUUGAUCAAGCUUUUGAUGAGUGACUGAACGCACACAAGUUAUUUUAUAUUGAUGUAGAUAUACAAUGUUAAUUUCUGUUUGGUAUUCAUGGAAACCAAGUAAUCAUGUUGAAUAAACGUAUAAAAAAAACCUGC
This is a messenger RNA of Gadus macrocephalus (Pacific cod), 3427 nucleotides long. It is a transcript of the gene pitrm1, whose product is annotated as pitrilysin metallopeptidase 1. Gene Ontology annotation, biological process: protein processing. The transcript is spliced from 27 exons. Lineage: Eukaryota; Metazoa; Chordata; Actinopteri; Gadiformes; Gadidae. Bases 135 to 3203 code for a protein of 1022 amino acids. The record is from RefSeq and is a predicted model, not a curated record. Gene Ontology annotation, molecular function: metal ion binding. Gene Ontology annotation, cellular component: mitochondrial matrix.